Zalophus californianus (California sea lion) is the source of this 5312-nucleotide messenger RNA. RefSeq names its product SEC16 homolog B, endoplasmic reticulum export factor (gene SEC16B). Gene Ontology annotation, biological process: COPII vesicle coat assembly; autophagy; Golgi organization. Lineage: Eukaryota; Metazoa; Chordata; Mammalia; Carnivora; Otariidae. The record is from RefSeq and is a predicted model, not a curated record. The transcript is spliced from 26 exons. The coding region runs from base 1165 to 4293 and encodes 1042 amino acids. Gene Ontology annotation, cellular component: ER to Golgi transport vesicle membrane; endoplasmic reticulum exit site.
GAGAAGCAGACUCCCUGCCGAGCAGGGAGCCCGAUGCGGGACUCAAUCCAGGGACUCCAGGAUCAUGACCUGAGCAGAAGGCAGUCGCUUAACCAACUGAGCCACCCAGGCGCCCAACAGUUAACUAGAUCUUGUCUUUCAUCUGUGGCUCUAGUGUUUUCACAUCCUCAACUGCUGGAUAGGUUCCUUUGCAGGAUGGUGCCAUGUGUUUUAUUUUUCUCGUGUCAAUGUUGCAGUAAUAGGCACUUAAUCCUUGAUAAUUGAUUGAUAAAGUACAUCACCCAUCUUACUAAAUUUGGGUUCUGUAGCACAAGAGAGGUUAUUUUCAUUGUCUUUAUCUCUAAUUUCACCGCCUGAUCCUAGUGGUGAGAUCGUAGGAAAUCUUUUUUUUUUUUUAAAGAUUUUAUUUAUUUAUUCAUGAGAGACAGAGGGAGAGAGAGAGAGAGAGAGAGAAGCAGAGGGAGAAGCAGGCUCCCAAGGAGCAGGGAGCCCAAUGCGGGACACGAUCCCAGGACCCUGGGAUCAUGACCCGAGCCGAAGGCAGACGCUUAAUGACUGAGCCACGCAGGUGCCUGAGAUCAUAAGAAAUCUUUUAGGCUUUCAUUAUCUUGUCAAUUUUAGCUUCUCAUCAAAUAUGUGCUAUUCAUUUGUUCAGGGUACUGCUGACCUGCCAUGAACACAAAGUUUGUUUGAAUUGCUUACCCACUAUAAGGAUGGGUUUUCCACUGAAUCAGCUUUGUUUUCUCACUCAGGCAGGGUUGAGGUCCUGGUGAGACCUCCAGCUUUCGCUGCCCUGGAACUGAGGUCUCUAAAGCAGGCCUGUAGUUGCCCUCUUCUGUGGUGACAGGCUCUCAGGGGAAUUAGAGAUUUAUUUAUUUAUUUGAGAGAGAGAGAGAGAGAGAGCAUGAGCAAGUGGAGGUAGGGGCAGAGGGAGAGAGAAUCCUGAAGCAGACUCCCUGCUGAGCACAGAGCCUGCCUUGGCUCCAUCCCAGGACCCUGAGAUCACUACCUGAGCCAAAAUCAAGAAUCGGCUGCUUAACCGACUGAGCCACCCCGGUGCCCUCUCCGUGGAUUUAAGAGCAGCCCCAGGAGCCUGUAUUCUUGGGGAAGAGAAAAUAACUACACAAUCGAUUAAAAACACGAGAGAAAUUCUGAGGGUCAAGGAUGGAAUUUUGGGCUCCCCAGUGGCCACCGCAGCCACGGGGGAGGCCCACGGCACCAGCAAAGGAUCCAAACCGCGGGCUUUGGAGAGAUGGAAUUCAUCAGCCCGUUCCUCACUCUUGGCACAAUGGAGAGAGGUACCAUCAGUGGCAAGACACCCACGGGAGUCCCCCGUCACAGCAGGACCCCAGGACGGACCACCAGCAGCCCCGUUAUGUGUCCAGGCCUGGGGAAAGGCAUCAUCCGCCUGUGUCAGGGGUUGACUAUUAUGAAGGUGGUUAUCCGAGGCAGUUGUAUUCAAGGCCAGGCAUGGAGGAUCUGUAUCGGAGCUAUCAUUCUUCAACCGUAAGGGAAGAAUAUGCUUAUGGAAAUUAUUACUACCAUGGACACCCGCAGCAGCUGCAGGAAGAAAGAGAGGGUGCAGUGCCAAGGGGAGAGAGUCCUUAUAUCUGGCAGGAAGAUCACCGAGAUCAGAAGUACCUCAGUGAGCAGCAUCACGACAACCAGAAUAGUCUAUCCAGGGGUCAGAACCCUUAUAAAGACAGCGCUGCUUCUAACCGUGGACAGGAGCGGCCUGGGGACCUAGUUCCGGAGAGGCUGCUACCUGGAACCCAGAAGAAUAAGCCACCACUGGCCGACGAGUCCAACCUUCUCCGGCAGCACGAGUCCGGUCUCAGCUCCAGUGCCUAUGAGCUCAGCCAGUACAUCGGCAAUGCGUCUGAGAUGUACGAGCCCAGGGCACCAGCAGCUUGGAGUCCAGUUCAGGCCGAGGAUGUCUCAGCAGCUGGUCCCAAGGAGCCCAUGAAGUUCUACAUCCCUCAUGUGCCUGUGAGUUUUGGGCCAGGAGGCCAGCUGGUGUGUGUGGGUCCCAGCUCCCCCAGGGAUGGACAGACGGCCCUUGUGGAACUGCACAGCAUGGAGGUUAUUCUUAAUUACUCCGAGGAACAAGAAGAGCUGAGGACUUUCUCAGGACCCCUGAUCAGGGAAGAUGUACACAAGGUGGACAUCAUGACAUUUUGCCAGCACAAAGCAGCUCAGAGCCUAAAAUCUGAGACAGAGAGGAGCAGAGACUCAGCUCUACUGUGGCAAUUAUUGGUUCUCCUUUGUCGGCAGAACGGGUCCAUGGUGGGGUCUGACAUCGCGGAACUGCUGAUGCAAGACUGCAAGAAACUGGAGAAGUACAAGAGGCAGCCGCCGGUGGCCAACCUCAUCAACCUGACCGAUGAGGACUGGCCGGUGCUGAGCUCAGGGACCCCGAACCUUCUCACCGGGGAGAUUCCCCCCAGCGUGGAGACACCUGCACAGAUUAUAGAGAAGUUCACUAAACUGCUCUACUACGGAAGGAAGAAGGAAGCCUUGGAGUGGGCCAUGAAGAACCACCUGUGGGGCCACGCUUUGUUCCUCUCCAGCAAGAUGGACCCAAGGACCUACAACUGGGUUAUGAGUGGCUUCACCAGCACGCUAGCCGCCAACGACCCACUGCAGACCCUCUUCCAGUUCAUGUCGGCGAGGAUCCCACAAGCAGCCACGUGCUGUGCGGACAAGCAGUGGGGAGACUGGAGGCCUCACUUGGCUGUGAUUCUGUCGAAUCAGGGUGGGGACCCGGAGCUGCUUCAGCGAGCGAUUAUCACCAUGGGGGACACCCUGGCGGGGAAGGGGCUGGUGGAGGCCGCCCACUUCUGCUACCUCAUGGCUCACGUGCCCUUCGGCCACUACACCGUGAAGACAGACCAUCUGGCCUUGCUUGGCAGCAACCACAGUCAAGAGUUUUCGAAAUUUGCAACGACCGAGGCUAUCCAGAGGACGGAAAUCUUCGAGUACUGUCAGAUGCUGGGCCGCCCCAAAUCCUUCAUCCCUUCUUUCCAGGUGUAUAAGCUCCUUUAUGCUUCCCGGCUGGCGGAUUACGGCCUUGUGUCCCAGGCCUUACAUUACUGCGAAGCCAUUGGCACGGCCCUCCUUAGCCAGGAAGAAAGCAAUCACCCUGUGCUAUUAGGGGAACUCAUCAAGCUAGCAGAGAGACUGAAGCUGUCAGAUCCCUUGGUUGUAGAGAGACGCCAUGGAGACAGGGACCCGGAGCCAGCCUGGCUGGUGCCCCUUCGCAGGCGGUGCGAGGAGCUGGCGCACAAGGUAGCAGGAGACACUGGAGAUCUUCGUUCUGCUCACUCAGAUACUUCGGGAGCCAGAGGGAUGGCAGAAAGCACUUUCUACCAUGAUCUUUCGGGACAUCAAAGCAGCUCAGGAGCCCUUGGGGACCGCUCAGCCUUGUGGCCAGCCCUGGAGCAGACGUGGCCGUCCCAGCCCAGCCUGCAACAGCCCUUUCCCCACCCAGCAGGUGGAAGUGUGGGGCAGACCGGGGUCCCUGUGCCUCUUUAUUCGGUUCCUGGGACUGGUGGCAGCCUGGCCGUGACAGGGACUCCUGGAGGAGGAGCCUGGGAGGAAACCCAGCAGAUAUACCCACCUGUUGGAGAGAACACAGUGUCUCAAGGAAGUUUCCAGCAUCCUGAUAGUCAAAAUGUUGUUUCCCAACCCCAGGUGCCAGCGAUUCCCAGAUCACGAAAUAAUUCUGAGAGUUCCACUGUUUCAGUCAAGGAGGAUGGGGAGGAGUCCUCCGAUGAGGCAGAUAAGAAAUCUUCCCAAAGCCCGGCACAGAAAGAAAAACCAGGAGACGAGAAAGAGAACACGAAGAGCUCCGGAUUUGGCUGGUUCAGCUGGUUUCGCUCAAAGCCCACCGACAACGCAUCCGCCUCUGGAGAACACUCAUCUGACAGUCCCGACUCUGAGGAGACCUCCAGAGCAUCUUCUCUGCCUGAGGCUGGCCCUGGCUUCACACUGACCUCUCUCCCAGAGCCCCAGUCUCUGCCAGGCACCUUGUCUGGAGCGACAGGCGAGGGCCAAGUCCGAGGAUCAGCAUCCUGUGGGGGAGCAGCUGAGGGCACUGGGAGUGAAGGCCUGUCUGGGCCUGAGGCUGUUUCCUCUGAGCUUUACUUCAACCCCGGUGUUCUGCUUCCCCCAACACCCUUGAAAGGAAGUGUUCCUCUCUACAACCCAUCUCAGGUCCCCCAGCUCUCCAUGGUUAGUAGCUUGAACCGACCAAAUCGCCUAGCUCAGCGCCGCUAUCCAACCCAGCGAUGAUGAUAACGGCCACCCAUCGCAGGCUGGUCUCCUUCCUUGAUUUCCAACUCCUCUGCCAUAUUGGGGCCCCCAAGAGGGUCCUGCUGGCCUAUUGCCUUCACUGGGACAGGCUCUUCCAGGACACAGCUCAGUCCAGUCUCUUAACAUUAGCUUCAGAAUGAUGGCUAGUACCACGUUGGAUGGAAAAGCUGGGUAGAACAGCAGACCGAAGGUGAGCAGGAUGCCAUGGCGGGAGCAUUCAGGAUGGUAGCUUCAGAUCCUCAGGAGAGUCAAGCCGACUCGGAAUUCCCUUGGCUGGAAUCAAGGCGAAUCCACUGGGCUUUGCGGCAGGAAAUUAUUUGGGGGAGGGGCCCAGAGCGAUAUUCAUGACCAAUGUUGACGCAUUCCUCAGUCUUAGUUAUAGACCAAUUCACGGAUCUACUUAGCAAAGUUUAUAUGCUGAAACUUGAUUAUUGCUUCCCAGCAGAGCUCCCUCCUCACUGACAUUUCAGCAGUUUCCCUCUUGGUCCUAGUUUUGUGCAUAUUUUUAUGUGCUUCAGAUUAAUUAUAUUUCUCUCACUUUCUUAGCUGGUCCUAUUUUUUCACAUUCUGGCAUCUGGCUAUCAAGUUAGAUUGCUGUAGGCAUCAUAUUGUCAUGGUAACUACUGAACCUAAUGAUGCAGAUGGAUGGAACAGCAGUGUAAUAAAUGAUGGGAAAUGUUUCCUAAAAAUUCACCCCUUCCAUAAGAGAGGAGAAUGAGUGCCUGAUAGUGUUAAUACCACCCUUCCUACCUCAGGCCUUUGCAAAUGGAUGUUGGGAGGGUCACUGGAGCCAGAGGGAGGAGGGGGACAUCUUGGAAAUUUCCAGUUCUCUUUUCAAACCCAAAAUAGGGAUGACUCUUGCUGUUUGUCAGAUUUGCUGAAAAUUGCUCCUCACAAAGAACGUUUUUUCUAUGUGUAAUUGUACAUACAGGUUUUGUACUCUAAUGUACUACAGUUCUGAUGUUGACAGUGAUUAAACCAGAUAAUUUUAUAGCAAA